UCAGCCAAGGAGUAUAAGAAUGGCCCGGUUUCCACGGUCGCAAAAAAAGAGAUAGAGAUCUGGAGACCAAGCAUUCUAGUAGAUUGCAAAGAUGCAGCUACCUCUGUCACCACGUCAGCUGUUGCUGAGUUUCGCGACCGUGGCCGCCCUCCUCCAUCCCAGUCAGGGAGGCCCGGUCCCUAACGAAGCAUACCAGCAACUAUUGCAGAUUCCCGCUUCAUCCCCAUCCAUUUUCUUCCAGGACAAGCCAUUCACCCCCGAUCAUCGCGACCCCUAUGACCACAAGGUAGAUGCGAUCGGGGAAGGCCAUGAACCCUUGCCCUGGCGCAUGGGAGAUGGAGCCACCAUCAUGGGACCCCGCAACAAGGACCGUGAGCGCCAGAACCCCGACAUGCUCCGUCCCCCGAGCACAGACCAUGGCAACAUGCCCAACAUGCGAUGGAGCUUUGCAGACUCUCACAUUCGCAUCGAAGAGGGCGGCUGGACACGUCAGACUACCGUACGCGAGCUGCCAACGAGCAAGGAGCUUGCUGGAGUGAACAUGCGCCUGGAUGAGGGUGUUAUCCGCGAGCUGCACUGGCAUCGGGAAGCAGAGUGGGCGUAUGUGCUGGCCGGACGUGUACGAGUCACCGGCCUUGACCUGGAGGGGGGCAGCUUCAUCGACGAUCUGGAGGAGGGUGACCUCUGGUACUUCCCAUCGGGUCAUCCCCAUUCCCUCCAGGGUCUCAGUCCCAAUGGCACCGAGUUCUUACUGAUCUUCGAUGAUGGGAACUUUUCCGAAGAGUCCACGUUCUUGUUGACCGACUGGAUGGCACAUACACCCAAGUCCGUUCUCGCUGGAAAUUUUCGCAUGCGCCCACAAACAUUCAAGAACAUUCCGCAAUCUGAGAAGUACAUCUUCCAGGGCUCCGUCCCGGAAUCUAUUCCCAAAGAGCUUCCCCGCAACUUCAAAGCAUCCAAGCAGCGCUUCACGCAUAAGAUGCUCGCCCAGAAGCCCGAGCAUACCUCUGGCGGAGAGGUGCGCAUCACUGACUCGUCCAACUUUCCCAUCUCUAAGACUGUCGCGGCCGCCCAUCUGACUAUCCGCCCGGGAGCUAUCCGGGAGAUGCACUGGCAUCCCAAUGCAGAUGAAUGGUCCUACUUCAAGCGCGGUCGGGCGCGAGUGACCAUCUUCGCUGCUGAAGGUAACGCUCGUACGUUUGAUUAUGUAGCAGGAGAUGUGGGCAUUGUUCCUCGCAACAUGGGUCAUUUCAUUGAGAACCUCAGUGAUGACGAGGAGGUCGAGGUGUUGGAGAUCUUCCGGGCGGACCGGUUCCGCGACUUCUCGUUGUUCCAGUGGAUGGGAGAGACGCCACAACGGAUGGUGGCAGAGCAUGUGUUCAAGGAUGAUCCGGAUGCUGCCAGGGAGUUCCUUAAGAGUGUGGAGAGUGGGGAGAAGGACCCGAUCCGGAGCCCGAGUGACUAGACGAGGAUCUACGCGUGUAUUUGCUCUCGUGUUUUACAGGGAAAGGAGCAGCCAUAGGCUGCCUGGCAUUAAUGACCAUAGUUUAGUUGCUAUUACUUAUGAUGUAUUUAGGAUCUCAUUCAAUCAAGGCAAC
Molecule: messenger RNA, 1598 nt
Organism: Aspergillus vadensis CBS 113365
Lineage: Eukaryota; Fungi; Ascomycota; Eurotiomycetes; Eurotiales; Aspergillaceae
Product: oxalate decarboxylase OxdC
Exons: 3
Coding region: 92-1465 (457 amino acids)
Biological process (GO): oxalate metabolic process
Source: RefSeq, a predicted model, not a curated record